CGAAAGAUUAAAACUAGGGUUUCAAGUUUCAACUAUACUUAAAAUUUGUUUCCUGUAAGUCUGUAACUAACUGCAAGGCCGUAGCCAUGGCCAAGAACAGGAACAGAAGCAAGAAAAACGCUCCAACUGCCAUGAACACCGAUGACUUUAUUUCUGUUUCGCCUCAAGUUACAGCCAUGGACACAUCAGAGUCUGUUGCCCCUUCCCGAUCUCAAAAUAUUAACAGAAAGGUGAAGAAGGGAGUACAAAUGAAGCGAACAAAAAAUGUUAGAAAGCUAAAAGCCAUAGCAAAAGCUGUCUCUCAAAACGAAAAGUCUGCAACAAAGGUCGAGAAGAAUGAAAGCAAGACAUUGAGAACUAAGUCCGCAAAAAACCUCUACGACUGACUUGUGAGCUAAACUAGCAGAAAUUUCGGACUAAAGCUGUUUAUAUAGAGUGCAUCAUUUUUGAUUAUGUUUUGUUGGUUCAUAUCAAUGUUCCUCCCUGAUCUAUUUAUUUUGCAAGAUAAUAUCGCUGUAAUGUCAAGGAUAUGAUAUAUUGUCUAUUAGUUACCA
Messenger RNA from Erigeron canadensis, 554 nucleotides. RefSeq lists its product as uncharacterized. The transcript is spliced from 3 exons. Bases 87 to 386 code for a protein of 99 amino acids. Lineage: Eukaryota; Viridiplantae; Streptophyta; Magnoliopsida; Asterales; Asteraceae. The record is from RefSeq and is a predicted model, not a curated record.